UAGGGCUGUUAAAUCAGCCCAGGCGCUCUGAUUGUGUCAGCCAGCCAGCAGCAGCGAGAUACUUGAAGGUGCUCGGCAGACUUCAUUUCAUUUACUUUAUUGAUCUAUAUUGUUUUUUUUAUAGUUUUCAUAACCAUCUAUAAGCCCAUAAACUAUGACUGAACAGUCAGUGCUACUCUUGAGGAAACAGCUGGCAGAACUCAACAAGAACCCAGUGGAAGGGUUUUCUGCUGGGCUGAUAGAUGACGAUGACAUCUAUAAAUGGGAGGUCGUCAUUAUUGGACCACAAGACACGCUGUUUGAAGGCGGAUUUUUCAAGGCUUACCUGACCUUUCCCUAUGACUACCCUUUACGGCCGCCUAAGAUGAAGUUCAUCACUGAACUCUGGCAUCCGAACGUUGCUAAAAAUGGUGAUGUCUGCAUCUCAAUCUUACAUGAGCCCGGCGAGGACAAGUUUGGGUAUGAGAAGCCAGAAGAGCGCUGGCUGCCCAUCCACACCGUGGAGACCAUCAUGAUCAGUGUGAUCUCCAUGCUGGCCGACCCCAACAGUGACUCGCCCGCCAACGUCGACGCAGGCGUGCUGUCACUUCAGAGCGACGCAUCCCAUAUUGAAAUUCGCUUUGCUGUUGCAGAAAGAGUGGCGGGAGGACCCGAAUGGCGAAUUCAAGAGGAAGGUGGCGAGGUGCGUACGGAAAAGUCAGGAAAUGGCCUUUGACUAGUCUUCAGCUCUCGCCUCUAGAAUCUAGGGGGUUUGUAAGAAGGACUGAAUGAAGUACUUUGCUCUUCCACUGAGGCUGGGUUAUGUAUUUUACACCCUGUUUUUGCUGAUCAUCAGGAAUGUGCUGCAGCCACUUGAAAGGCUUGUGCUCCUGAAGAUACCUAAUACAAAAAAAUACAAAUUUGAAAAAGUUAAAUAACUUUAGUUUACUACCUGGAAUUGUACAUUUAUUUAUUUUGAAUAUUCUAACCAAUGUAAGAUAUGUCACUACUGUAAAUGACUUGCUUUUAUAAAUGCUGCAGAUUGUUUCUACUUCACGCCAGGUUUCUUAUGCAAUUUGAGGUUUCUUUUUUAGUUUUCUUUCCAGCGAGACAGAUUAAGGGACACCUGUAUUUUUCCACCCUAGUACAUGAUCCAGUCAAGUCCUGAUCCAGUUCUAGUUAUCGUUCUGCUGCCAGUUUAAAACACAUGCAAUUGCUUGUGCCUUUCACCCCUGUUGACAGUGAUAUGGCAGGUGUUUCUGUAUUUUAAAAUGUGGAAGUGUUGCUUUUGAAGAAUGUAUUCGGUCCAAUCCCUGAUAAUGUCGUAGAAAGGUAUUGUUAAUAUCAUUGAUAACAGCAUGUGUAUUGUAUACCACUCUGUUAGUAUAGUUAGGGCUUUCAGUGUUUUACACUGACUUUGCUACUCCUUUUUAAAAAUGCAAUUGAUCCCUAUUAAGCCAUUCAUGUAUUUCCAUCACAACUAAGAAACAUGUUAAUAGUAAAAAUGAUUUCAUUUACAGGUUGUUUUCUAUGAAGUCUUUUUCAUGUCAAAGCAGAAGUGACUCAUCUGUAUUAAUGUAAAUGCAGUUAGUUACACCCAGUAUCAAAUACUACUUUGCAUUAUAGCAAUAAUGAAGAUUAGUCGCUUAUUAACAUGUUGUGUUUAUAUGUUCUGCUUUGCUGAGAUGAUUUUUAAAAGCCCAUUUCGUUUCACAGAAAAAUGUAAAUUAAAUCAAUUUUUCUAUGCACAUGUUUUUCAGUUGUGAUUGAGCUGCACCAGUGGCUUAACAGGUAUCAAUUUAAUUCUUCAAAGUAUAAAAAGGUCAGUGUAAAACACAGUCAGGAGCCCUAAUUAUAGUGUAAUAUAUCACAUAGUCCUCUGUUGACUUUGGCUGACAGAAAAGUUUUUUUUUGUCAUGGACAAGGGGUGACUGUGACUAAGUGGUUUCAGUGUCUUUCUUUCAUAGAAUAUUCACAUAUCAAAUGUUAUCAAGCAAUAGUCCCAUAACCCCUACACACCCUUUAUUUUGUCAGUUUGUUCUAGAUGUUUUUUUUUUUAUGCAAAUAAUUUAAUGUUAGGUCAAUUUUAUUGUGUUAAAUUGUUACCCCAGUUCCUUUACCUUGUUAAGUUUUUGUUUGGUUUGUUUCUCUCUGUAAAUUAUUUAAUCUGAGCCCAAUAAAAAUGUAAAACAUUUAAUAAUGCUGUCUGGACUGAAUUCAGUUCAAUUCAUUUGUUUUAUUCAUGUAUAUGGGCACAGAGUUAAACCUGUGUUAAAUGUAUCGCCUUUCCUAAAUCACAAAUCCACUGUGCUUCUCCACACUUGCUGUUUGAUUGUGAUGUACAGCCUGUUUAAACACACUGACUGACUCAGUGGUGUCCCAGAUACUUCCUCCCUGUUGAGAGUGAUAUUCAUUUGACAUCAGUUUUGUAUUCAUGCAUGGCCCUGAAUCCUUCCAUGCGGUGUGGGUGUAUUACAGAUUUCACUUAAGCACCCCACCAUUUAUUUUUAUGAACUGUGUUUGCAAACAAUUGCAUUUAGAGGUGCCAUUUCCCCUCUUGCACUUCAACUUUUCUAAUUCAUUUAUUCACAAACAUGCCUGACUAUUUCCUUGUUUUAGAAGGACUGGAACUGUGUAAAUGAAAUGUAUUAUUGAAAUUACAUUUUAGUACAACAUGCAAAUAAAUAAUGUUAUACAUGACUUUAAAAGCAGGAUUGUAGUUUAACAAAUUUGAAG
Polyodon spathula (Mississippi paddlefish) is the source of this 2715-nucleotide messenger RNA. RefSeq names its product ubiquitin-conjugating enzyme E2 G1-like. The record is from RefSeq and is a predicted model, not a curated record. Gene Ontology annotation, biological process: proteasome-mediated ubiquitin-dependent protein catabolic process; protein polyubiquitination. The coding region runs from base 155 to 715 and encodes 186 amino acids. Gene Ontology annotation, molecular function: ubiquitin conjugating enzyme activity. NCBI's taxonomy places the organism in Eukaryota, Metazoa, Chordata, Actinopteri, Acipenseriformes, Polyodontidae. The transcript is spliced from 6 exons.